Messenger RNA from Fusarium odoratissimum NRRL 54006, 1101 nucleotides. RefSeq lists its product as uncharacterized. The coding region runs from base 405 to 989 and encodes 194 amino acids. The record is from RefSeq and is a predicted model, not a curated record. Gene Ontology annotation, molecular function: acyltransferase activity, transferring groups other than amino-acyl groups. Lineage: Eukaryota; Fungi; Ascomycota; Sordariomycetes; Hypocreales; Nectriaceae. The transcript has a single exon.
CAAGAUCUUGGCAGCUCACCCACCAGAGAGCAUAACUCACGCUUGCUGUCUACGGCAGUUGAUCUGACACUCUGGAUAGUGCUGUUCGUGCUGAGCUCUGCUACUCUACACAGAGGAGAGCGUCCAGGAACCUCCUCUCUGCACAGAGCCAAUACCUGCCAAGAUGCUGAUCUUGUCAAGUUUCAGAAGGCAGCAUCUUAGCAGGAUCACAGCCCUGCUCUUGAAUCUAUUGGUGUUACAUAUAUAAGAGGGGACGAGGCACGAUGGUGUUUGAGAAAAGGUCUUGUCUGUAGAUAUCUAGAUCAGCCCCCGUUCUAUGCAACUCGUUGGAGAGAAGAAUCACUCGUGCCAUCUUACACAUCAGCUUCUUACCUAAAACCGCCACCAAUAUCACGACCAACACAAUGAGCCAAGCAACCCUUCGCACCAGUCGUCUCGAACUACGGCCUCUCGGGCACGAGCACGGAGAUCAUAUUUAUCUGCUCGACUCGAAUCCGGAAGUCAUGAAGUACAUCGGAUACGGCAAGCCACUCACGGCCGAUGAGUCGACGAUUGUGCACAAACUGCUCCUCGAGACAGCAUCAUUUGGGUCUGGCCUUGGAUGCUGGGCUGGAUUUGCUGGGGACGAUUUUGUGGGCUGGUGGGUGCUGGCGCCCAGUCAAAGCAACGACGAUCCGCCUCAGGUGAACAAGAAGCGAGUCGAGUUCGGCCUAAGGAUCCUUCCCAAGUUUUGGGGUCAGGGGUUCGCCAAAGAGGGUUCUCGAGCGCUGGUCAAGCAUGGUCUCGAGGACCUCGGCGUGGAAGAGGUCUUUGGUGAAACCAUGGCCGUGAACCAAGGGUCCCGAGCUAUCAUGGCAAAAAUUGGACUCAAGCAUGUUCGAACGUUCCACAACAAGUACGACAAUCCUCCUCCGGGAAUCGAGGAGGGUGAGGUGGAAUAUCGAGUCACGAGGGGUGAAUGGUCAUCACAACAAGCAUGUGCUGCGUAGUCGAUGGUGUUGUAGUAGCGUUAGACAUCAUCUCCAAUAACUGCUUGAGCGUUUUCUGAUUUAAAAUCUUGUUUAUUUAUAUGCAUUGUGACAUGAAUUUCAAAAUAACGGC